Molecule: messenger RNA, 1065 nt
Organism: Trichechus manatus latirostris (Florida manatee)
Lineage: Eukaryota; Metazoa; Chordata; Mammalia; Sirenia; Trichechidae
Product: melanoma-associated antigen 10-like
Exons: 1
Coding region: 1-1065 (354 amino acids)
Biological process (GO): negative regulation of transcription by RNA polymerase II
Cellular component (GO): nucleus
Source: RefSeq, a predicted model, not a curated record
AUGUCUCAUAUUCGUGCUCCAAAGCGUCGGCGCUACACAGUUGAGCAAGACCUUCAGAAUGAAAUGGAGGCACAGGGUUCACAGGUUCCAGCAGCUGAGGAGGAGGAAGAGUCAUUACCUUCUUCCUCCUCCUUCAACUUCCUCUUUCUCCCUGGCUCUUCUUCCUCCUCUUCCUCUUCUCUGAUUCGAGGAACGGUGGAGGAGGUGUCUGCUGUUGGGACACUGAGUACUUCUCAGAGUUCUCAGAAAAGCACCUCCUCCUCUUCAGAUGACGGUUCCAUCACCCAUGAGGGGGAGGGUCCAAGCACCCUGCUGGGCCAGGCAGAUAUUGAGUCCUUGCUCAGAGACACAGUAGAUUAUAAGGUGGCUGAUUUGGUGGAGUUUCUGCUUCUCAAGUACCAAACAAAGGAGCCUGUCACAAAGGCAGAAAUGCUGACGACUGUCAUCAGACAGUAUGAGGACUACUUCCUAGUGAUAUUCAAGAAAGCCUGUGAGUGCAUAGAGCUUGUCUUUGGCAUCAAUAUGAAGGAAGAAGACCCCACUGGAAACUCCUAUGUCUUCUACAAUACUCUAGACCUCACCUAUGAUGGGAUCCCAAGUAAUGACCAGGGCAUGCCCAAGACUGGGCUCCUGGUACUUGUCUUGAGUAUGAUCUUUAUGGAGGGCAACUGUGCCACUGAGGAGAAGCUCUGGGAAAUGCUGAAUACAACAGGGGUGUAUGCUGGAAGGGAACAUGUCAUCUAUGGCGAGCCCAGGCAGUUCAUCACCAGAGAUUUGGUGGAGGAAGAGUACCUGGAGUACCGGCAGGUGCCCAACAGCGAUCCUGCCCGCUAUGAAUUCCUGUGGGGUCCAAGAGCCCGUGCAGAAACCAGCAAGAUGAAAGUCCUAGAGUUUUUGGCCAAGGUCAGUGGUAGCAUCCCAACUGCCUUCCCAUCCUGGUAUGAGGAUGCAUUGAGAGACGAAGAAGAGAGAGCCAAGGCAAGAGUUUCCACCAUGGAUACUACUACUGUGAUGGCCAGUUCGAGUUCCAGUGCUGCAUCCAGCAGCUUUUCCUGCCCCCAGUGA